Neurospora crassa OR74A is the source of this 2016-nucleotide messenger RNA. RefSeq lists its product as hypothetical. NCBI's taxonomy places the organism in Eukaryota, Fungi, Ascomycota, Sordariomycetes, Sordariales, Sordariaceae. Bases 196 to 957 code for a protein of 253 amino acids. The record is from RefSeq and is a predicted model, not a curated record. Gene Ontology annotation, biological process: attachment of spindle microtubules to kinetochore. The transcript is spliced from 3 exons. Gene Ontology annotation, cellular component: spindle microtubule; DASH complex.
CUUACAGGACAUCACCCGACUGGCGACAGCUUCACUUAGUUUGGUCCCUCCAACCCAACAACAAACGACGCCAUAAAAAACAAAUACACCAGAUAAUUAGAUCGCCUAUACGGUCGCACAUUAUCACAUCCAUACAACCUCCUCACAGUUAUUAGAACGAACAUUCCACACGUGGCGCGUCGCAAUCCUUGAGCCAUGUCGCUCCUCCUGGCGCACUUGGAGCAAAUCUCCACGUCAUGCGAAAGCAUCGACAGCCUUCCUUUCCCCCCUCCCAAAAUAUUCACCAACGCCCUCCUCUCGAACCACGACAUUACGUCCUUGAUUCGCGACACCGAAGCCCACGAGCGCGCCCUCUUCUCCGUCCCUCCCCCUCCCCCAAAAGCCACCACCCAGGCGCCCGAUCCACCAAAACCCGCGAACCGACGACAAACCAUCUUCAACGUUGCCGGCGGCGAGGUCACCACAGGCCCACCAGCCAAGUCGACGCGCAGCAGCGGCCCGACGCGCCGUAACACAGCCGUGGCCGCCGUCUUGGGCGGAGAUCUUCACGCACAAAUAACGCGACGCAACCCUGCCGGAAGUGGAGGCGGCGAACUCGACAUCGAAGUGCUACUGCGCGGUGCCGAGAAGCUCUGUACGGUAUACCCCUUGCCUGGCGCGCUGGAGAGGAUACCGGCCCAGCGGCGAAAGAACGAACAGUUGAUGAACACGCUGGCGUACUAUGAGACCAGGGUGGCAGAGCAACAAGAGGCUUUGGACAGGUUGAACCUGGACCGUUAUGCGGAAGAGGAGGAAGAAGAGGCGGGCAGAGAGAGCGCGGCUGCUGCCGACGUCAUGACGGAAGAAGAUCUGAGGAGGGAAGAGGAGGAGAUACGCGAACUGGAUCGAAGGAGGAGGGAGUUGCAAGCGAGGUUGCGAGCGACGGAGCGCGAUCUCAAUGGAUUGAUGGAGUUUUGAGCGCAGUAUCUGCUCAAGAGUGUCCGAUACACGCAAGAAGCUACCAAGGUUAUUCGAACUACGACGAAAAGAAGACUUUGCGAUAUCAUAUAUCAUUACGCAAGCAGCCUUGACACGCAGGAACUCUUGGACAAAUGUCUCCGGAUCCUGCGCCCCGCUGAGUUCUGACUGUCCGUUGAUGGUAAAGUUGGGAACUCCAUGGAUUCCCUUCCUCUGCGCCUCUGCAACCUCACGAUCAACGUCCUCGCCACCUCUAUCACUGGCCAGCCAGCUCUCGACUUCCGCUCCAUCCAAGCCCGCGCGCUUGCCAGCAGCAAUCAGCAUGUCAUUCGACGACACAUCGCCAUCUUCUUCAUGAUGCAACUGAAACAGGGCCGCAGCAGUCUUGUUUUCAAUCUCGUUGGACUUGGUUUUCGCCAGCUGAAUCAACCGAUGCGCAUUGCGGGUGUUGCCGAUCCUACCGUUCAACGAGAACUUGAUGCCUUCGCCUUCGCCAAUGGCCUUGAGGCGCGCGUGGACCAUGGCGAGGCGUUCGGGGCUGCCCAGCUUCUUGCCGAGAUAGGCCUUGGGGUCGAUACCGCCCGUUUUGGGCAGCGAAGGGUCGAGGUAGAAGGGGUGCCAGGUCACGGUGAAGGUGUCGUUUGCGCCGCCUGGGAUGACGUCCUUGUAGAGCUUGAUGGCGCGCUCGAGACGGGCUUUGCCGACGUAGCACUGGGAAAUUGGUUUAGUGUAAGUGAUGCACGUUUGAUGGAUGAUGAAGCCAAGGUAGCCAGCCAUACCCAAGGGCAGAUAAUGUCGGAGACUACUUUGAUCUGAAAGUGUGUCAUGUUGUAGGUUGGGAGAGUGAGUUGUCGGAUUACAGAUACUCGAUGUUGACGUCGGAGGAUUAUGUUUGGCGAUUAUUUCAGCUCGUAGGCCUCGAGGUUAUGAUACUUAUACUACUCAAAGAACAUGUUGUGCUACCCCCUCACCCUUCCCGAAAUUUGGAAGCCGGAGGGGUUGUAAAGAAGGCGAGAAAUACAGGGGGCUGCUUAUAAAUCGACCUCGGCUUGGAAUGCC